Ruditapes philippinarum (Manila clam) is the source of this 2452-nucleotide messenger RNA. RefSeq lists its product as uncharacterized. The transcript is spliced from 2 exons. Gene Ontology annotation, biological process: protein deubiquitination. Gene Ontology annotation, molecular function: cysteine-type deubiquitinase activity. The record is from RefSeq and is a predicted model, not a curated record. NCBI's taxonomy places the organism in Eukaryota, Metazoa, Mollusca, Bivalvia, Venerida, Veneridae. The coding region runs from base 303 to 1373 and encodes 356 amino acids.
UGUUUACUAAUUUGACAUUUCGUGAAAUUUCUCUCACAUUCAUGAUUCAUCGUGAGUAAACUGUAUGUAAAUAGAUUAAAUAAAGUAAUCACGUGACAGCUUAUCGGCCAGAUCAGACCUUUAUUGGUCAUAAUCUGGCUGAAAAAGCUGUAAUCAACUUCAAAACGGCAUUUAGAUUUUUGACUCGGACGAGCGAAGUAGAACUUGAAAGACGAGGAACGAAAAGAAAAAGAUCCGACAGUAGUGAAGCAGUUAACGAGACAAACUUUACACGAUUUGUUAAAAGAUUAAAACGAAGGGCAAUGACAAUAGUCAGAUACUUCUUGCCAGAACAAUCACCAUGGGGUUUAUUUGGAGACUGGGGUCGAGAUUGGCAUGUGCAUGACGUUCAUGGUGCAACAGGACCCUGGUUUGAUGACUGGCGUGAACCGCAGCAUUCUUCGAGAUUUAGUAGAGAAAUUCCAAUUCAAAUAUUACAUGGGAACCAUUAUCAGGAAACAGAUUCUUGGGACGAAUGGUCUGAUUCAGAUGACUUUGAUAUGAAUACCAAUAGCCGACAACAGCGUAAACGUCGUUAUGAUGAAACCAUUACAAGAUCAUCAAGACUACCUCGUGAAUCUACUGUACCCAUAUGUAUAGACUUAGAUGAUGGUAAAAAGGUUGAUUCAAAAAGAAAGACGCCGCUUCGCGAGUGUCGGAUUAAGUACUCAGAUUCCGAAAACUUGUCACCAACUUCAAGAUAUCGAACAAGAUUAUCAGAAAACAAACUUGACAAACCCGACUAUGUUAUUUGUGAUAGUGACACUGAAAAUGAUAUCAAUGCUACGUGCGAUUAUUCUGUUUAUGAGUAUUUGAAAGCUUUCUUGAACUCAACCGGAAGACAGAUUGAUGCAAUAAAAGGUGACGGAAAUUGCUUCUUUAGGGCAUUAAGCAAGGUGAUUUAUGGAAAUCAGUCAUUCUAUAAUGAAAUUCGUCAAGGUGUUGUAGAUGUGUUAGAAGAAUAUCCUAAAAAAUUUGAAGCUUUUGCCGAUGGUCCUAUGUCUCAGCAUAUUAGAAGUAUGAGGGAAGAUAAAACUUGGGCAACACAGACAGAGAUAUAUGCGGCAGCUACGUUACUUAAUCGGGACGUUUACAUUUUAUCACCUGAUCAAACUGGGGAAACAUACAGAUGGUUACUUUUUAAGCCACAGUUUAAGUACAAUUCAAGUGUCACUGGUUGCAAGUGCUACAUAACAAUUUGCCACACGCACGGGAACCAUUAUGAUAGAAUUGCGCCUUUGAAAAGUAAGGAAUGCAACUGUGGGCUUGAACCACCAGAAAUGUCUGGUGUCAAGGGUUCAGUAGAUCUGACAAGCGAAGAUGAAAUUGUUUGAAAGAAAAUGUAACUGUUUAACUUAGGAUUUUUGAAAUUAAAUUUAAUAUUCAUAAACAAUAUGUGAAUAAGAUUAAAGCCAGGGAUAUAAGUGUGCAUUGUUUUAAUUCAUUACAUCUGUUAAAAAAAACUAAAAGAAAAAUUCCAACUAAAAUGUGAUUUAUAUUAUGCCAUAGUAUAUUUAAUCAUGGUUAAUAACAUUGAUAUUUUACAAUUCAUCCUCUUGUCCAACUUAAUUCAUACUGAAAAAUAAUUCAAACAGAAUCUGGUUUUCAAACAGAAUUUUCACACAAGCAAUAAAGAAUAGAAUAACAACCAAUGUAACAAACAAAAUACUGUAAAAAAAAUCCAAAAUUCACUUUUAAUCAUUAUCACUAUUCAAUUUUUUAGGAAUUUUAAGAAUUAUCAAACUUUCUUGGACUGUUGACAAAACUGUAAGAAAUAUGUUGAAAAUGAAUCAUCAUUCCGCCAUUUACUCAUCUAUGUAUAAUGUUUGCAAUGCAACUCACUGUAUUUUAUUAAAUAUUUUUUGUUACAAAUUCUAGGUUAAUUUGUCGUUCUAUCUGCAGUGCUUGUAACCAGCUGCUUGUAACAUUAUUUUCUUCAUUUUGAAAAGUUUCAGCAUAUAUUUAUUUCUUACCACUUAAAACACUGAAAGGUUAAUGUUCCAUGGAACAAGAAAUGGACCUAUGACGUAGUUAAAUGAAUAUAAAUUGUUCUUGUGUAGUUGUUGGAAUUCAUUACAGAAUAUUAAAUGUAACACCCUUAGUUGCUAUACAUGAUGUAUAUUGUUAGGUCUAUAAUUCUGAUAUAGUGUUAUAUCCAUGUUCAUAGUGUUAAUCCUGUGUGAAAUUUAGUAAGAAACUUAAGAUAUUUACAUGUAUUAGUUUUUUGGAUUCUGUAGACAGGACUUGGCUAAAAUUUUGUUGAAGCUUGUAAAAUCUUUAGUCUUACUGAAAACAAAGUAUUGUUUAUAUCAAUCUGUUAAGUUAUGAAAUAUGUAUAUAAGUUACAUGUAUAUGUAGUUAAUUUAUUGCAUUAUUGUAUUGAUCUUUUAUUGAAUAAAUUGUAAGAAACAAG